UAUUUUCAUAAACACAUGAUUUCCUAUAUGUAUUUGUCCAAAACAACAUUUCAAUCCAUGUCGCAAACAUUAACAUUGUUUCGGUCUGUUUAAUAUUUAAUAUUACUUAUAAUUUUCAAACAUUGAGGUUAACACAGUACAGUACAAUACUAUGUACAUAAACAGAUUUACGCUAUUAAUUAUUUUGUAUAUAUUUCCUAUAAUAAUGACACAAUAAUCCUACAAAGUAUCAGUAAACGAUGAAAACAAAUGCAUUUUAACCUCUUAAUUCAAUUUCUCCUAAUUUUAAAAUAUAAAUGACACCAUGGAUGCAAACAAUGUUGACGACGAAGACGAAGAUAUCGUCAUACAGGGUAGUGCCCUGUAUGAACAUUUACAUAAUUUGGGUUACACAGACUUUACGAGUGUAGCCGUACUCAAAUCAACAACCAAAAACAAAGGAAGAAGUUUUAGAUUUAUUGACUUUAUACACUCUGCAAAAAGUGUUUUCAAGAAACUAUUUGUCGUAUACUUGAGAAUAAUUCAGGAUGAUACUGUAUCUAAAAAGCAAGUAGGAACUAUUUUAAACGCAAAGGUUCUUUUAAAUGAUCAUGCUUGUAUAAUACAUGGUUGUCUCGACAAAUAUAAUUGUAAAUCAUGGAGGACUAUGCUAUUGAAAUUUAUUUUAUUAGGUGCAGUUUUAACUUCCCCGGUGUAUAUUCCAUUUGGUACACGAUAUAAAAGUUCAACAAAUUUAUUUAUAUUAUUUACAUUAUUGUAUGUUGGUUACAUUGAAUAUACAAGAGUAUACGCGCAUAGGGAUUUAAAAACUGUCGUAUCUUUACAAAAUGAUUUAUUCGAUCUUUAUAAGAAAGGAUUGAAGAUUUUAAGAUACGGAUAUAAAAUAAAGUUAAACAAGAGGAAAUGUUCUCAAGAGUUUAAUGAUCUUACAGCAGGUAGAUUGAAGUAUUUACAACCCAUAACAGAAAAUUUAGUGAAGUGUUUGGAGCAUGCUUCGCGCACUUACUAUCACGUUUCUUUAAUUCUUACAAAAAUAUUACCAAUAAACGUGUUUCACGAAGAUUUACUAACAAGAUUUGAAAUUGAAUCAUUCGAAAUACGGGGUGAAAUAAAUUAUCAAAAAUUAAAAAAUUUAUACCACACCUAUAUUCUCACGCAAUCAGAGAUGUUACACUUACUAGCUAUUGCAUACGACAACCAUACUUGGGAAAAAUCUUGCAACAAGAUUCCCGAAUUAAAAUUAGCUUACAUAAUUCAUUUUUUAAUCAAAUAUUUGGCAGUUUAUAAGAACAAAUUGUCGAAAGUGAUCGAUGCCUAUUAUUCUUUCAAAGUCGAACCAACGUUAUACAAGUACAGAGGAUCAGCUUCAUCUCAGUGGCAGGAUCUAUACAUGCAUCUGUACCUAGGUUCCAAUAAGUUACAAGUGGCUUAUGGUCAUAUAUUAUCGAUAAUUCGUGAUAUCGAUGAUAAUAUUUACGAAAACAUACCACACGAAGAUUAUGUGGAAAAUACGAUGCUAAGACUGAACGAAGCAAUGAAAGAUAUCGAAACCGCAAAAAGUUUCGUCGAGUUUAGUAGUUUGUUCCUCGUAAAAACACGAAAUGAAAACCGUACGGAUAGUUAUUCGGAGAUGAAUAUGUUAGCACCGGUUGCAAAUUCCGAUAUGCCUGUUGUACACGAUUCGGAACCAGAAAUUUUGGACGAGGUGUUUGAAGAAUACAUUAAGGAUGAAUACUUGAAACCUUUGAGCGAAGAAUGCGACGAGAUCUUAUUGUACAACCAUAAACGGGACAAAUCAUUAUUUAAGAAUUUUAUGAUCGAACUGAAGGAUGCUUUAGUCGAUAAACAAAAAGCCAUGUCCAUAAGGGAAUUGAAAGCACUUGAAAGAAUGCAGAAAAAUGUAAUAAAUGAAACAAAUUCGGAUGAUUAUCGCUAUCGCAUUCCUACGCCUCCAUCAAUGCCAUCAUUCGAUAAUGCACUCUCAAUAGAACAGCAAGACGAUACAAUUAAGAUGCAAUCUAAUAAAUCACCCCAAGAAUCUAAAAUUGUUAAACCCAUUCUUGAAAGCAGAGAAGAUUCGAACGAAAACGAUCUACACGGUUCUCUUGCCGAAAAAACAUCUCCGAUUUUAGCAAUACCUCUGCCAAUAAGUAACGAGUUUUCGUUAAUUUUUCCACCCCUAUUUUUGAAAGCUAGCGAGGAAACGUUCACAGGCAGUGGUGAAAAUUCGGAAGAUGAGGUUAUCGAAACAAAUAAUGAAAAUUGAUGU
Messenger RNA from Hylaeus volcanicus, 2269 nucleotides. RefSeq lists its product as uncharacterized. The transcript has 8 exons. NCBI's taxonomy places the organism in Eukaryota, Metazoa, Arthropoda, Insecta, Hymenoptera, Colletidae. Bases 305 to 2266 code for a protein of 653 amino acids. The record is from RefSeq and is a predicted model, not a curated record.